AUGCCGGGCAACGACAAGAGGGCGGAGCCGCCGCUGCAGAAGUUCCGGCUCCCCGCGGGGCAGCAGCUUUCAAAUCUCCUCAGGCCGGACGUGCUUGACGACGAGGUGCGGCAGCGAAUUGUCCGCGACGUCAUGGGGGCCGUGGCGACGACGACGCGCGAUGAUCGUCCGUCGUCGGGGACGCCGGCGUCGCUGAAGCGCCACAGCCGCGAGGGGAACUACCCCGCGUCCCUUCGCGACCGGGUUUCGGGCGGCGGCGGUGACCUUUUAGGUGCGAUGGCACAGCGACUGAAGACCCUGGAGGCGCAGCAAAAAGCAUACCGUAUGGAGCUGAAGGAAAAAACGGAGAAACUUGCCUGCGCAGAGGCGAACUACAAGGAGGAAAAGGCCAAGCGAGAGGAGGCGGAGGCGAUGGUCGUGGAGCUCUACGACGAGAAGCAGGAGUUGGAGCGGCUUGUGGGGGACAUGCAGAAGUUUCUGGCCGAUUAUGGAUUAAAGUGGGUGGGAGACAGGGCGGAAGAGAGGAGCAAAAACCGGGGUGCCAAUUCACGAGGGUACGAGCGUGUCGCAUUUGCCAAAGGAGGAAGCUCGCCCUCGUCGGAGCCCGCCACGUCGCAGUCCUUUGAACUCUAUGCGGGGGACUAUAGCAACCAGACACCGGUGCUUUCUCCUAGUCCGACGCCGCGCGCGAGCGGCACAGAUGACGCACCCACACAGAAGCCUCUCCCAGUAGGUAGAAGGACCCCUAGCAAGACUAACACUGCCGCCUCAUUGCCUGUUUCCAUAGAGGUGCUUCAGAGAAAUGCAAAGAUUCUUUCAGAUCAUGUGGGUUGUAGGGGCGUUGUGACAAAUGGCAGGCAGGGUGGGAUAAAGGAGUUUGAGGUGGUGCGUAUCGUCGUGUAUGAGGACGGCAUUUGCGUUAACGGUGGCCCGUUUAGACCAUUUGGCUGGCCGUUGUGUGAUGCCGUGGUGAACGACCUCGCCGAAGGAUUCUACCCGUAUGAGUUCAAGCAACGAUUUCCUGACGGGUUUCCUAUUGAAGUUAUUGACCAAACAUCCGUUCGCUGCAGCAAGGGCAAGGAUGCAAAGAAAGAUGACGCUAAUGUCAAGGACCUUCGGGAUCUGCAGGACGGCGGCGGCUAUCAGCCUGUGUCGCGAGAGGAGUUCCUUAAGCGACUGCCGGCCACACGCAUCACGACGAACGGCCGAAUUGUCCCUGUACGAGAAGCGAUUGCGAACAUUAUUGGUCGUCCGUCCAAAGCGGAAACCGUGCGACACGUCUCCGAGGCUGAGCGGCGAGUGACAGGAGGGGGAAGCGCGACUGAAGCCGAGAGUGGUGAUGCGGCUGUGUCACCCCACCGCAUCCGGGGGCUUGUCGCGGUGCUAGUGCGCUUUCCAUCUGGCGUAAAGGUUACAUUGCAACUGUCACCAGAAAGCACCAUUGCAGACCUUCGGCACGAGCUCAAGUCAGCGGUGCCGAGCUUCACUGCAGCGUAUGAUGUGCGUUUGUCUUUUCCUGCCGUAACUUACACGGACGACGCAAAGACGCUGCGAGAGUUAGGUCUUCUGACCAGCUGUACACUUAUGAUUCAGCCUCGAACGCACGCUUAG
This is a messenger RNA of Trypanosoma conorhini, 1611 nucleotides long. RefSeq lists its product as uncharacterized. The record is from RefSeq and is a predicted model, not a curated record. Gene Ontology annotation, biological process: proteasome-mediated ubiquitin-dependent protein catabolic process. NCBI's taxonomy places the organism in Eukaryota, Euglenozoa, Kinetoplastea, Trypanosomatida, Trypanosomatidae. The coding region runs from base 1 to 1611 and encodes 536 amino acids. The transcript has a single exon. Gene Ontology annotation, molecular function: ubiquitin binding.